UCCAGAAUAGAAAUCAUUUUCAUAUCUCCCAUAAUUCUUUCAAUUUUGCCAAUGGAUUUAAGCACCAAUGAGAUAAUCAAGGAUUUUUCACCUUUCUUCAGAGUCUUCAAAGAUGGCCGAGUGGAGAGGCACUUUGUCAUGGAGCCUGCUACGGCACGCCUAGACCCAAAGACCGGAGUUCAGUCUAAAGAUGUGGUGGUUUCACCUGGCGUCAGGGCCAGAAUUUUCAUGCCAGAAAUCAGAAGCCCAGAUCGGAAGCUUCCACUGCUUGUCCACUACCAUGGCGGUGGCUUUUCCAAUGGAUCUGCCUUUGAUACGCUGACUCAAAAAUUGGUUACCCCUCUUGUAAUACAAGCCAAUAUCAUCAUCAUUUCGAUUGAUUACAGGCUAGCCCCCGAACACCUUCUACCAAUUGCAUACGAUGAUUCAUGGGCUGCGCUACAGUGGGUUACUUCUCAUGCAAAUGGACAGGGGCCUGAACCAUGGCUCAAUGAGAAAGCGGAUCUCGGGCGGGUUUUCUUGGGUGGUGAAAGCGCCGGAGCCAACAUUGCCCACUAUGUCGCAGUCCAAGCUGGUGCUACCAAAUUGGUUGGUUUAAAAAUCAUUGGGAUGCUUAUUGUUCAUCCAUUUUUCGGCAGUAAAGAGAUCGACGAAUAUGGAAUGUACAAGUACAUUUGUCCAACAAGUGCCGGCUUCGACCAUGACCCGAAACUGAACCCGAAAGUGGAUCCGAACUUGAAUCAAUUGCCAUGUGAUAAGGUCAUUGUUUUGGUAGCAGAGAAAGAUACGUUGAGAAGCAGAGGAGAGGCUUACUAUGAAACUUUGGUGACGAGUGGGUGGGGAGGAAAUGUGGAAUUUUUCGAGACGAAAGGAGAGGAUCAUUGCUUCCAUGUUUUCAUCGACAAUGACAACGCUGAAGUCUUGAAGAAGAAAAUGGUUGAUUUUAUAAAGACAGAUUGAGCUAGUAUCUUCCAUGGGGAGCAAAUAUAUGCAUUGUUAUAAUAAUUUUACUCGAUUUACCGACGGUUCGAGUGAAUGAAUUUGACGCUUUUAUGUGUUACUUUAGCGACAAUAAAAGGAUUGUUGUUAUUGGAUAUGG
This is a messenger RNA of Durio zibethinus, 1099 nucleotides long. RefSeq names its product 2-hydroxyisoflavanone dehydratase-like. The record is from RefSeq and is a predicted model, not a curated record. Lineage: Eukaryota; Viridiplantae; Streptophyta; Magnoliopsida; Malvales; Malvaceae. Gene Ontology annotation, molecular function: hydrolase activity.